UAAAAUCAUAACCCUUUUCUUUCAUACGUUCACAUUCAGUCAUACACGCACUCGCUUCAUUCGCUCCGGCAAUCAUUCAUCAAAUUCUUUGUGUUUCGUCCAACAACAUUCAUCAUCCACACGCGCUAUUUUUCUUAAAAAUAGAACACAAUAACGUGUCGUGUAAUCAUCAGUAACAAUGGAUGACCUCGACACGAAGAAGACGCUCAACUUUAUCAACUUACUCAACACGCUCAAACAUUCGUCGCGCAAAGGAUGGGAUCAAAUGGAUGUGAAGAAUCAUGAGCAGAUCUCCGGGCACAUGUACGCCAUGGCGAUGAUGACAUUUUUGAUCGGUAAAAACAGCGGCCUCGACAAAAAUAAGUGCAUGCAGCUAGCCUUGGUGCAUGACCUGGCAGAGUGCAUUGUUGGUGAUAUCACGCCAAGGGACAACGUGCCAGAGGAUAUCAAGCACAAUCAGGAGCUGCAGGCUAUGGAGGAUAUUGCAAAGCUGCUGGGUGAAGAAAUCGGCGGGGAGAUUCUGGCGUUAUAUAAAGAGUAUCUGGCAAAGGAAACCAAUGAGGCUAAGUUUGUCAAAGACUUGGAUAGAUUUGAUAUGAUUUACACUGCAUUGUGGUAUGAGAAGAGGGAUAUGGCGCCAGAAAGUCUACAGGAGUUCUUUGACAGCACUCAUGGAAAGUUUGAGCAUCCAUUCGUAAGGAAACUAGUUGCAGAGCUGCUCAAUCAAAGACAGGAGUUUAGUGGUGCAAGUACAAAUGGAACUAGCACAUGUGAACAACCACAGUUCUGAUUAGAGGCUAUAACUAGUUCAAUUUAACAAAUAAUAAAUUAUUAAUUGUUGAUCUGUUGCUCAGCUUUCAAAUUAUUUAAUUUAAGGUAGGAUAUUACUUAGUGUAACAAAUUGGUACUUGUUGAAAGGAAUUUUUAAAUCUCAGCCUCUGGUAGUUACCACUUUUAAUAAUUGCAAGUAUCUUUAUCAUGUAAGGCAGGCAGAAGCUUCUAAUAAUAAAUAUUUUUAUUCAUA
Molecule: messenger RNA, 1024 nt
Organism: Dalotia coriaria
Lineage: Eukaryota; Metazoa; Arthropoda; Insecta; Coleoptera; Staphylinidae
Product: 5'-deoxynucleotidase HDDC2
Exons: 1
Coding region: 179-790 (203 amino acids)
Cellular component (GO): cytoplasm
Molecular function (GO): 5'-deoxynucleotidase activity
Source: RefSeq, a predicted model, not a curated record